Messenger RNA from Eublepharis macularius, 10138 nucleotides. RefSeq names its product solute carrier family 2 member 13 (gene SLC2A13). The record is from RefSeq and is a predicted model, not a curated record. The transcript is spliced from 10 exons. Gene Ontology annotation, molecular function: myo-inositol:proton symporter activity. Lineage: Eukaryota; Metazoa; Chordata; Lepidosauria; Squamata; Eublepharidae. Gene Ontology annotation, cellular component: membrane. Bases 1 to 1956 code for a protein of 651 amino acids. Gene Ontology annotation, biological process: transmembrane transport.
AUGUCCCGCCAGGCCAAUGUGGAGUACACGCUGCGCAGCCUGGGCAACCUGAUGGGCGAGAAGCGCCGCCGGCCGCAGGCGGCGCCCGACGCGGCCAGCCUGGGCGAGCGGAGCCUCAUCGCCGCCGCCGAGUCCUGCUCCAGCCUGCACAGCCCAGCCUCGGGCGGCGGCGGCGGCGGCGGCGGCGGGUGCGCGGAGCUGGAGCGGGCGGCGCGGCGGCAGUUCCAGCGGGACGAGACGCCGGGCUUCGUGUACGUGGUGUCGGUCUUCUCCGCCCUGGGCGGCUUCCUCUUCGGCUACGACACCGGCGUGGUGUCCGGCGCGCUGCUGCUGCUCAAGCGGGAGCUGCGCCUCGACGCCGCCUGGCAGGAGCUGCUGGUCUCCAGCACGGUGGGCGCCGCCGCCCUCUCGGCGCUGGCCGGCGGGGCGCUCAACGGCUGGUGCGGCCGCCGCGCCUGCAUCCUCCUGGCCAGCGGCCUCUUCGCCGCCGGCGCCGCCCUGCUGGCCGCGGCCCAGGACAAGGAGACCCUGCUGGGCGGCCGCGUCGUGGUGGGGCUCGGCAUAGGUAUUGCUUCUAUGACGGUCCCAGUAUACAUUGCAGAAGUUGCUCCACCCCAUCUACGAGGCAGAUUAGUUACUAUAAAUACACUCUUCAUCACAGGCGGCCAGUUUUUUGCAAGUGUUAUAGAUGGAGCCUUCAGUUACCUUCCAAAGAAUGGAUGGAGAUACAUGCUGGGACUUUCUGCAGUUCCAGCUGUAAUACAGUUUCUUGGCUUCCUUUUUCUUCCUGAAAGUCCCCGCUGGCUUAUUCAGAAAGGGCAGACUCAGAAGGCACGCAGAAUUCUGUCUCAGAUGCGGGGUAACCAAACAAUAGAUGAAGAAUAUGAUAGUAUCAAGAAUAACAUUGAAGAGGAAGAAAAAGAAGUCGGUGCAGCUGGCCUGGUGAUCUGCAGAAUGCUGACCUAUCCUCCAACUCGAAGAGAAUUAAUUGUGGGUUGUGGUCUACAAAUGUUCCAACAGCUGGCAGGGAUUAACACAGUCAUGUACUACAGUGCUACUAUUAUGCAGAUGUCAGGCGUUCAAGAUGACCGGCUUGCAAUCUGGCUUGCUGCAGUGACAGCAUUCACUAACUUCAUUUUCACUCUGGUUGGAGUCUGGCUGGUUGACAGAGUGGGCCGUCGAAAACUCACGCUUGGAAGUUUAGCAGGCACUACUGCUGCACUUCUUGUUCUGGCUUUGGGUUUUUUGCUGUCAGCUCAGGUUUCACCACAAGUCACUCUUAAUCCUGAAGGCCCUUCAGGUCAGAACUCUAGCUGCACAAAAUACAGUUACUGUAAUGGAUGCAUGCUGGAUCCAAUUUGUGGGUUUUGCUACAGACUAAACAAGUCAAGUGUUGUGGAGUCCUCCUGUGUUCCUGUUAAUAAGAAAUCUACAAUGGAAGCUGCUUGGGGCAGAUGCUCAAAUGAGACAAGACUCAAAACUGGAGACACAUUUUGGGCUUAUAAUUUCUGUCCUACACCAUACUCUUGGACAGCACUCCUGGGACUUAUUUUAUAUCUGGUUUUCUUUGCACCAGGAAUGGGACCAAUGCCUUGGACAGUAAAUUCUGAAAUAUACCCCCUUUGGGCUAGAAGUACAGGAAAUGCGUGCUCUUCUGGCGUCAACUGGAUUUUCAAUGUUCUGGUGUCACUAACAUUUUUGCACACAGCUGAGUAUCUUACAUACUAUGGAGCAUUCUUCCUGUAUGCAGGAUUUGCUUUCGUGGGACUCAUUUUCAUCUAUGGCUGUCUUCCUGAAACAAAAGGGAAGAAGCUGGAGGAAAUUGAAAGCUUGUUUGAGAACUCCCUGUGUACAUGUGGUAUUUCAGAUUCUGAUGAUGGGAGGUAUAUAGAAUAUAUCCGGGUAAAGGGAAGUAAUUAUCAUCUUUCUGACAACGAUGCUUCGGAUGUGGAGUGAUUUUCAAUUGCUGACGUAUUUGAUCAUUUAAAAGUCUUGGGGGUGGGGAAGAAGGAGCCGUUCUUGAGGACCUCACUGCCCUGCUUCUGGUCUGAUUCUCCUGCCUUCUCGUUUGUUUAUCGUUCUUCUAAACCAUGUUGUUUCGAAAACAAAAUAAAGUGAAAUACAAUAUUCGCCAAAAGUGACGGCUUGCAAAGGGGAGAAGAGCAAGUUAUCCCACGAUGAUGCAGGCAUUCCAAUAGCAGGCACUGCUGUAUUCCUAAUGUCCCCAAAAUGAUGAAACCCAGUGCAAUUGAUGAAAUGCUAAGCUAAGUUGUCGGUCUUGCAAAAACAUGUGAAAAAGAUCAACUAGCCAGAAACCAGAUGAAUCAUAAAAGUACGGUUACCUGGCAACCAGCAUUUGGUAUGUUCAGUACAGAAGUGCUCAACCUGUUACGAAAUAAGCAGGAGAGAAAAAUCCACUGCCUGCUGUGAAAAUCAUGAUUUAUUUAGUAUUACUACGUUCUUGAAAAGCAAUUUAAUUUCAUAUGCAUGGAGAGGGUGGGGUUUUGCAGUACUCCCCAUUUCAUUUUUGAACAUGCCUGCCUUUUACAAACACAAAUCUGUUUUAAUUGUCAUUAUUUCAUUUGAGAAACCCUUUGCAAUUCAGUGAAGAACUGUGUUAGAAAUCCUUCGGCUUUUCCAAGUGUGAAUUGUGGAGUAGGUGGUCAGGCACUUGAAACCAGGUAUAAGGAGGCAGGUCUAAUCCUUCAUAGGAAUUGCAGCACAUUGAAGAAUGUCACUCUCAGUAGAGCAACCCCAAUCCUUUCCUUUUUGUAUCUUCCUUAAAGUAAACCCCUUCAUUUAGCCCCUUAGUGCAAACCAUUAAACAAGCUUAUAAGUAUGCCCUAUUACUUCCAGGCUGGUCCAAGCAUAUCACUGUAUCUAAUAGUAGAGUGGCUGGGCCUCUUGCUAAUCAUGAAAACAGUAAAACAGGGCCGCCUGCAGACAAAUCAAGGUUAUCAUUACAUAGUUUUCAUCUCCAGGCAUGCAGAAAAAUAUGAUUGUGCAAAUUCACCCCCCUGUCCUGAUGUCUGCAAACGCUUCAGGACACACAGAACGUUGAGAGCAGCAAAGUGGGAAAGGCAGGUCGGCCUGUCCAGGUCCAUGCACACUUACAGAAUCCUGGGAGGGGAGAUUUUGUGUAGUGUGAUUAAUUUUUAUAUAUUGUCUCCUCACCACCACACCACCCUGUGAACUCUUAGCUUGUUCUCCUGGGAUAGGUUGGUAUACUGUACUGUUUUAAUUAAUUUUAAUUAAUCUUUUAAAAUUGUGAUAUUGGAAAUGUACUGUUUAUUAGUUGAUGUGAUGUCUGGAAAAUUUGUGAUAGCCUAUGGCAAUAGACAGUAAACUCUCUAGACUCUUAGCUUGUUCAUUUAUAUUUUGAGAUUUUGUCCACUGAUCGCAGUCUAUGUAAUGCGAUCAGAAUUUAAUACAACUAAUACAUUAUACAGUUGUUCUGGGAUAGUACCAUUUCAAAAGCAGGUAGGAAUCAUAUGUUUGACAGCUUCCAUGAAAAGCUAGUAUAUCAAGGAGAAAGGUAUUAGUGUAAUAUUCUCCAUGCCGCGCUCUGUUUCCGUGGAUCAGGAGACAUUUGAGCGCAGGGGAUGUGUCAUUACUUGCUUACUAGAAAACAAGUAAUUUAAAUGGAUUAAACCUGAUUUUGAUAGCUUUAAAUGUUGUCUUUGUAGCUGGCACUAAUCAAAAUAAUUAAUAUUGCACUAGUGUUUUUGUGCCUUUCUCAUAUUUUCCCUUCCAACUCUACUUCCUUUGCAAGUUUGGCUCAUAAAAAUCUACUGGGAGCCAAGAAGAGUAAGGCCUGUAGAUCACUGUAUAAUUCUCCGUUGUCUCCUCCUAAUAAUGAGGCUGGCUACCACACUAGGCAAACAAAUCCAUAGCUCUUCUCUUGUGCUGAAAAGGUAAAUUUUCAUCCAUCUGCAAGUAUGAUUUGCUUCAGCGGAAGUAUUUUAAAAAGGCAAAUGAAGGUUCCUUAACUUAGAAGGAUAAUGUAGCCCCCCUUUAAACAUUAAAAUACGUUCUCAAACUUUAUAACUCUGUAAGGUAAAAUUCAGAUUUCCCCAACAGGAAAUCAUUCCAGUUUUAACAGUGUACAUUUUAUUUUUUGGAUAGCUUCAAAUCCUCAGUUCUUGGAAAAACUUUGAAACGGAUAGCAUACUCGCUAAUAGUUCUCAAAUGAAAACAGGGACUGUGUUGUCUGGCAGUCGCCCCUGGUUUUGCACCAAGGCUCACAGCCUGAGCGGCUUUCCUUCGUCGCUUGGAGGCUCAUCUCCACCUGCCAUCCAUGGGGUGUAUCCGUUUAUCAUGACAGCCAGCCUUAGAGGGUGGGAGAUGCCUAGUUAUGUGCUGCCUCUAACUCUCAACUGGAAGUGCCACCUGGGAGACUUGGCACGAGAGCUUCCGAACAGUUCCCCUGGGACAUGGGCACUGACUGACUCCCCCACCCCUCCAUUUUUAACUCUUUCAUGAACUGUCCCAUCCAAAUAUAUAAAUGGGUUUUGAAACCUUAGUUUAAAAUUAGGAAGUUGCUGAAAAAGAAGCUGUCAAACAAUGAUGCCACCACGUAUUUCUGGAUCCACUUUCCAAGCCAGCGUAUUCAUUGACAGAGGGUUCGUUACAUUCCUGACAGUCCUAUUCAAGGUAUGAAUGAGGUAUGUGGCGUUUUAUCUGUGUCUGCCCUCAAGAAAGCAAGAAAAUAAAACCCAAGUACUUUUAUGACCCAACUGGUUUCUGCCUGGUCCUAAACAUCCCGUUUGUUUAGACUGAACAGUACCCAUCAUACUCAUUUGGCUAAUGAAGCGCAAUAACAACUGAGCACGUGCCAAAAUGCUGUCUUUCAUACAGACAGCCCCUGAAUAUGCCUUCAUGAGAUUUACCUGCAUAGAGCCUUAAUCCAGGAGAAAGCCGCCUAAGUAUGUGUUGAGGUUAAACACACGAGGAGCGUUCAAAUUGGUCUUAGUGUUUUGCAGAGCUUGGUCUUAAAGCCAAGAAGAACCCAGCUGGUGGCUUAGCAGACCCCUCUUGCGCAGCUGCGAUGGGACAGCAGUGAUUGCUUAUGGCUUGGUGCUUGAUAUAACCAUGGGAUGGCCGUUGGUGACCAAAUUCUCAGGCAGCUUUGCAAGCAAUGUUCCAAUUGAUACUAACCGUCUUAUUUUUCAGGCUGUCCUGAGGCCUUUAUCAAUGGAAGAACAUUAGCCAGCAUCCCAGUUCCUGGAUAUUCUCUUAAAUGACUUUUCAACCAUGCACCAUUCUCAGUGGUUUUUUUUUCUGAAGCUUGUUACUUUUAUCUUCUUGUAGAGUAUUUUUUAAAGUCAGGCUUGACAUUUUUCUCGUCUCCACCUGUUAGAGGCUGAAAGCAUUUCAGCUCACUAACGAGAGCACAAAAAGAGAGCCCGCGUUCCUGCCUCUUAAUUUUCCUUGCAGACAUCCUGGCUCAAGAUUUAUUUUCAAUGUUGCUUAUGCUGUAAUGUUGAAAACAUUUUAUAGCUCACGUCCACAUUAAUCACAGUACCAAACAUUAUUUAUUACAGAAGUGAUAUUGCAUGAAUACUUGAAAUCGGUUCUAAAAAAAAUUGGGGUUUUAUUUUUAGAAUCUGUGAAUAUUUAUAGUUAAUGUUUAUUUUGCAACAGAUUUUUUAAAAAAAUAUUUUACAUAUUUUAAGUUUAAGACUUUGUUAAAGGGGAUCUAGACCCAACAUUCCAGAAACAAGUGUUUAAUUACAGGUAAAUUUCCUAUGGCAGGUUGUCGAUUUUUAAUGAUACAUGAAUCGAAUUGCCUAAGCACAAGAUUUCUAUUACAACUUUCUAAUAACUAACUUUUACUAACUUAACUUACUAGUUUCAAGUGGUGUGGCAUCUUAAGCAUCCAUUUCUUCCAGUCGCUUAGCUCGGUGUGGCAAAAUUAAUCUGCAGGCAGAAACGGCUCCUGUGCAAAGAUCCAUUUGGCGGAUCAGGUCCAACUUGCAAACUGUGCUGCGUAAGUUAAAGCACCAGGGGCUGUGGGCACAGCAGUUGGUGCAGGCUUCAGUGUUAGGAGCCUGCCUUCGAUAGUGAAGAUCACAGAUUGGGAGGAAAGAGGAGCGGAUCUUGACCUCACUCCUCCCAGUAAGUGACCCAUGCUGCCAAAGCUCUCUAAGCUGAGCAUCCGCAUGAUUGCCACACUUACCCAGAAGUUCCCAUGGAAUCCAUUCAUGAUCAUUGCCGCGUAACUUUGGCCCCUUUCCCAUCAGAUUGAUCAAACCCCUCCAUUUUAUUAUGGGGAUGGGGAAAUUUUGAAGUUCUUGCUUGUCAUUUUCCCUCAAUUAAUAUGUGAAGCAUCUUUAAAUGAGGCAAACGCUUUAGGAACUUUAUGAAAGACGUACAGUCUUGUUAUAUGUGAUAUGUGCACAGUCUUGGUGAAUAAUAGUGGAAUCCCUUUUAGAAAUAUCAUGAGAAACUGGAUGAUUCAUAUAGAAUUUAUGCUGAAAGAAAUUCAUGCUAGAAUUGGAAGCCGUUACGUUUUUAGUAUCUGAAAGCACUGGGGAAAACACCAACCAGGCCAGUUUUUUAUAGUUGAUGCCCACCAUUAAUAAAGAUAAGAAGCUGUCAUUAUGAAUCCUAGAAUCAUUAACUACCACUAAGCAAACUGAAAAUGUGUCUUUAGUAAAUACACCAAAAUAGUAGACCCUGCCCUCUUUCCUGCAGUAUAGAAGAUUUCGUGGCAGGCUGACUAUAAGACCAAAUAAGCACAUGUUAAUUCUCAGGCUAGGAGCAGCCCUCCAAAACAGAAAAAAAGGAAGAUGGAUCACUGUGAUUUCAGAUGAAACCAUUGGGUACAGAUAUUUGCAGUGUGCGUGUUGGUGAUUUUGGAAACCAGUUUCGAAAACCUGUGCCAGUUAAGAAUUGAGCCAAAUCCUCACCCAAGUUUGGCUUUUAAAUAGCUUGCCUUGGCACCAACCCUCCCCAACUUCCUUUCUGUUAGUUUCCUUCCUCUUUCCUAAACGGAAGUUGCAGGUGGAGGGAGCAAAGACUUGAGGGAAAGCAUCCUUGGUGUUCUCUGUGACCAAUGGAGGUUUCAAGUAGUGGUGGACUGGCCAUUUAAUGUACAGGGAAAGUUUCUGAUUGGUUACUGCCCUGGAUUGCUGCUAGCAGCCCUAGAAGAAACAGAGCUUCAAACUAGUAGCGCAGCCAGCACUGUAGGGGCCACCUGAGCAGUGCAGAGGAAGGGGGAGAGACGAGUGAGCCAACGCCCAUUGUGGGUGCUGCUGUCCAGGUCUCCUCUGAGUGGCCCCUGCUUGUGCUGCUGCAGAGGUCACUUAGCCUGGCUUGCUUUGGGGUCCUUUUAACUUUCCAGCCCACCUCCGUUUUCAAGCAUAGUUGGAAAUGUCUGUUGCUGCUGGGAACACUGUUGUUUUAUGUAUUUAUUAUAUUUAUUAAAUAUAUUGAGCCAGGAGAAAGAAAUUAAACUAAAGAACCCAGAACUCUUAGCAACUACUCCAGUUCUUCCACAUGCUCAAAACUCCCCCAUUUUGUUGCCCGGCAUUCUGGGGCUUUUAUGGUGGACACCCCAUUUCCCUCCCCACCACCCUCAAGAGUUUGGCAGAAGACUGGCAGAGAUCUCCCUCUGUAUCCAUCUGCCCAGAUUGUCCGAGAACUCACAGGGAAUCGUGAGCCUUCUCCAAAUGUUCUCUGACAACACUCAGAAAAAUCGGACCUCUUCUGAAUCACAGUGGGGUAGGUGACAUUUGUCCACAUGAGACCAAACUGGACUCUAAGAGCCACGGUGCCCGUUUGCUAGAAUGAGCUUUGGAUGCAUUCUGUAAACGUGGGUGUGUGUGCUCUUGCUCUGUUCCCAUUUGUUUUGAUGGGCCUUGUGCAGGAGAACUUUCCAAGUGUUGAUGGCUUUUCCCAAACUAGGAGAUUUUUUAUUAUUCUAAAAUAAGUAACGUGAGAUACAUUUUUUGAAUGAAAUCAGUGUUUGAGAGAUUAGAAACUUAUGUAUUAAAAUAUUUUUGUCUGGAGGCUAAUAGACAUGACAAGCACUUUAAAAAGCAACUUUAUUUGUGCACUUUUCUUUUUUGAUUGCCUCCUGCCUGGAAUUCUGCAUCAGGCCAGAAGCAGAGAGACUACAAUACGUGCUUUAUGGAUUAAAAAAAUUCAGUGUGUUAUUGCGGGUAACUUCUACAGCUUAAAUGUAGCUACUGACAAUGAAAUGAUACUGACAUACAAGUCACAUUUUGAACUGGGGCGGUUGUGGUUUUCUAUAAAUAAUCAUAACCUUGUGUAAAGUUACCAUAUGGCAUAAGCUGCACAAUGGUGUGGAUUGUGGCCGUGUAUAAAAGAAGUCAGCAAAGUAUAUUCCUCUCAGUGAAAACUGUUUUGGUAUUGGAGAACUGAAUUCUUUAAAGGCAAUUAUGUAGAUUUUAAAAAUCAGGAAAAAGUAUUGGGCAAUUAUCUAUUUUGUGUAUUUUUACAUAGAGAAGGAUUUUUUAAUGUGCCAAUAAUCAUCACUGUGCCGUUUUGUAACAAAGUGCUAAUGUUGUUCAAAAGUACUGUAUAUGAAAAUAUUUUAGCCACAAGAUUUAUUAGUAAAUAUCAAAAUACAUUUCCAGAUCUGACUUGCAUCUCUUGGAGUAAAGGCAGUUAAUAGUUUCUAAAAAAUCUUUUUGUAUGUAGUAAAUAUGAACUAUAUUACAUUCAACAACUGGGCAUGUGUAAUUAUAUCAAGCUUUAUAUGUGUAUAUAUAUAAAUAUAGUGUUGCAGUACAUAUUAGCUUGAGAUGCUUUUAUCCAAAUUGGUUUUGACAUUUUAAUCCAUUUUAUGUAAUCUACCAAAGGAGGUGAGAAGAUUGCACAAACCUGCCAACUCUGCCUCAUUAGCACGCAAAAGUCCUCUGCUUCAUGGGUCACAGUAACGCAUACAAAAGAAUAAAUUUAUGCCAGAGCCUUGGGGAGCAAUCCUAAACUAGUCUAAGUUGGAAGUAAGUCCCAUGUUAUUCAGUGGGGCUCAUUUCCAGGAACCUGUCCACAGGAUUGCUGCCAUAUUCUUAGAAAGUAUCUUAAGUGCGUGGUAACUACUUAGAUAUAAUUUUAAACGCUCCUACAGUUAGAAAAGUGGGUGUCGGGUUAGUGGUUAUUUUAUUUUUCCAUUCAAGCAUGCAUUUUCUCUGUCUCGCUUUUCUUCCCCUCCUUUUCUCCUCGUCACUGCCGGUGCCAGGGUUUCUGGCGCCUGCAGCGACCCUCCAACAUGUGCGCAUGCAGCACGAGAUGGGGGCAUUGGCCGGCAGAUGACUGGAGUGGGGGCGGAGGGUGCUCUGCGCUCCGCACACCACCCUGGCAGCGACUCAUGGCUGCUGCGCCCGGCUGGGGGCAUGUGGCGGCAGCGGCACGAGGCUGGCUGCAGCAGCUGCGGCCCAGCCAUGCCAGCUCCAUGGUGCGCACCUCUGCCCCUGACACCCCCUCCGGUGCCCUUGCGCCCUGAGGCCACCGCCUACCUGGCCUCAAUGGGUGCGUCGGCCCUGCUCCUCGUCAGCUAAAGUAGUGCUGGCUAGAAGCAGUUUUCCCAUGUCAUGAAAAGUUUAUCAGGACGGGGCUUAGAACUCCUCUGGUGAUUUCUUUUUCCUCUGUGGUGGCUUUAGAGACGCUUCUGCCAGUAUUGCACUGCGGCUCGGACAAGAAAGAGUUUCUGUCCAUCUUUCAAAGCUCAGUGAUAGCCACUCGUGGUCCCAGUUUGAACUGAGUAGGGAGAGGGCAUUUUGCCCUUGCAGGCCCCUUUGAAGGAAAAGGGGGCACUGUAUGAGUCGGAACAUUUAAAUCCCCCUCCCCAUACCUUUAAGAGCUUUUAAAGAAGAUCCAUGGUAUUGUCUCCUUUCAACCUGAGAUACUAAAGUAAGUUGUGAAGAAUACUGCCUACUACUUCAGAAAUGUAUGUCUGAACCAGACCUAGGUCAGACAGUUUUUACCAUUUUAACAUAACACCAUUUUAUUUCUCAACCGACCAAGCCUAUAAUGUAUAAAAAGUGGUGUAUAUUUUAUUAAAACAUAACCGUAUAAAGUUAAAUGUUUUUAUGUUCCAAUUGCUUUACUGGAAGUUCAGUCUCUAUGUAAAAAUAAAUAUCUUUAAAGAAUUGUCUGACAAUUGUAAAUG